AAUCAUACAAUCAGCACCUAUAGAAUGUUGUUGGUUUCUUCGUGUUUGAUUAAGAACAAUGUUUUAGCGAUACGAAUUUUACAAAUGGAUUAACAAACUAGUAAUUGGAAAUAAUGAGUACUUGAUUCGUGUUUCAUGCAAAGAAAUGUAGCUACUGAAAGGAUCUUAUAUUGAAAUAGGAAAUAAACGAGAUCCUUAUUUUCCAGAGUCCAAUGUCAGACGGGAUAAGACUAGACUACUCUCCAAUGGAUAUUGGCGUUGAACAAAAACUUGAUAGUGGCAUGCAUGCCAAUUCUGAAACUGAAUCCAAAGCAGAAAAAACAUCUGAGGAGCUUCAUAAAGAUAGCACUUCUGUGGGACUUAAUGAUGAACAAAAACCGGAUACUAGCACACAUGUCCAUUCAAAAAUAAUGGAAAUAAUGGAAGAAACUCAAACUAAACAGACGAAAAUGUCAGAAGAAUGUGACAGAGAGAGGACUUCAGUAGGGCAUUAUGUUGAACACAAAAGUGAUACAAGUACACGGAUCCAUUUCGAAACUGUAGCAGAAACUGAGAAGACGAUGACAUCAAAAGAGCUUGAUAAAGAGAGUGAUCUAGUGGUACCAAUUGAGGAACAAAAACCUGAUAAUGAUAAACUUGCCAAAUUUGAUGAAAAUAGAGAAACUGAAGUUGCAAAGAGGAUAGUGUCAGAGGAGCUUGAUAAAAUAAGUGAUCUAGUGGUACCUAUUGAGGAUGAGGAGCAAAACCCUGAUAAUGAUAAACUUGCCAAUUUUGAUGAAAAUGGAGAAACUGAAGUUGCAAAGAAGAUAGUGUCAGAAGAGCUUGAUAAAAUAAGCACCACUUUGAUGGGACGUCAAGAUGGACAAAAAUCCUAUACUGGCACCAAAGUCCAUUCAGGAGUUGCGGUAAAAUAUGAAACUGAACAGACGAUUAUGUCAGAAGAGCUUGACAAAGAUAGAGAACAAGAUUUGAUAUUUGAAAGGCCGAUGUGUUUGAUUUCAUCCGACAAUGGACGUCUUGAAGUUGUAGAUGACACAGUAAGGGCAUUAGAGAAAAUUGAGAUGCCAUUAAAUGUUGUAGCUAUAGCUGGCCUUUAUAGAACAGGUAAAUCCUACCUGAUGAAUCGAUUGACUGGAAGAAACUCUGGGUUCCUGAUGGGUAGCUCAAUAGAGUCAUGUACUAAAGGUAUUUGGGCCUGGUGCAGACGACACCCUAAAAAACAAAAUGAAGUAUUACUGUUACUUGAUACUGAAGGUUUAGGAGAUGCUACGAAGGGGGAUAUCGACCAUGACAAUAAAAUAUUUACUCUGACUACUUUAAUCAGCAGCACGUUAGUCUACAAUGUGAUGUCAGCUUUUAAUCAAGAUGCAGUUGAGAAACUAACGUAUCCUUUUUCUGCUGUUUUAAUUUCUUUUUCAUCGCGUAUUGCAAGACGCUAUUAGGUCUGCUCAUGUCAUAUGUAGACAGUUGGUUGUAAUGGAUAUACAUUACUAUGAAUUUCAAGAAUAUUACUAUGAAUUUCAAGAAUAAGCGUCCUUUUUAAUAUAUCAUGGACUGUUAC
Messenger RNA from Ruditapes philippinarum (Manila clam), 1561 nucleotides. RefSeq lists its product as uncharacterized. Gene Ontology annotation, molecular function: GTP binding; GTPase activity. The transcript is spliced from 11 exons. The coding region runs from base 213 to 1442 and encodes 409 amino acids. Lineage: Eukaryota; Metazoa; Mollusca; Bivalvia; Venerida; Veneridae. The record is from RefSeq and is a predicted model, not a curated record.